This is a messenger RNA of Musa acuminata AAA Group (dessert banana), 420 nucleotides long. RefSeq lists its product as uncharacterized. The record is from RefSeq and is a predicted model, not a curated record. The transcript has a single exon. Lineage: Eukaryota; Viridiplantae; Streptophyta; Magnoliopsida; Zingiberales; Musaceae. The coding region runs from base 1 to 420 and encodes 139 amino acids.
AUGGGGAACAGUCUGCGGUGUUGCUUGGCUUGCGUCCUCCCGUGCGGGGCGCUCGACGUCGUCCGCGUCGUCCACCUCAGCGGCCACGUCGAGGAGUACAGCCGCCGCGCCUCCGCCGGGGAGAUCCUGGCGGCCAACCCCAACCACGUGCUGACCAGGCCGUGCUCCCGAGGCGUCGGGCGCCGGAUCUUGAUCGUGCCACCGGAGUCGGAGCUCAAGCGCGGGCGCAUUUACUUCCUCAUGCCCGCGCCCACCUUGCCGGAGCAGAAGAGGAGGAGGCAUGCCAUGGUCAGGACACGAGGAGGCGACGAGUACACGACCGAGAUUGCGUCGGGGAAGAAGCCGAUCCAUCGUCGGCGGCCGAGCGGCCGGGUCGGAGUACAUCGGUCGCAACUCGAGAGCAUUUGCGAGGACUCUUGA